Penicillium hordei is the source of this 432-nucleotide messenger RNA. Its product is annotated as Male sterility NAD-binding. The transcript has a single exon. The record is from RefSeq and is a predicted model, not a curated record. The coding region runs from base 1 to 432 and encodes 143 amino acids. Lineage: Eukaryota; Fungi; Ascomycota; Eurotiomycetes; Eurotiales; Aspergillaceae.
AUGCUACGCAAACUCGUGGCAGACGACGACAUUGCAGAUGUGCACUGUCUUUGCAUCCGCUCACGCCCUCUACGCAUCAAGGACGCAAAGAUUCACGAGUACAAGGGCGACCUGGUCAAACCGAUGCUGGGCCUCUCCACUGAGGACUUCGAGAGCCUCUGCCAGACGGCAGACCUGAUCAUCCAUGUGGGAGCGGAUGUCGCCCAUCUCAAGUCAUAUCAAAUGAUGCGGGCUGCUAAUAUCGUCUCGACACAUUAUCUGCUCGCUAUGGCUACGCCACGCCGCGUCCCCGUACACUUUGUCUCGUCGUCCUCGGUAGCCAUGCUCCAACAGGAUACCAACGAGCUGGCUGAGGUGCCGCCAUCCAGCUUUUGGCCGCCAGCUGAUGCCGAUUCCCUGCUGAAAAAACGCCAUUGGCUAUGCUGUCAGUAA